This is a messenger RNA of Lactuca sativa (garden lettuce), 947 nucleotides long. RefSeq names its product brassinosteroid-responsive RING protein 1. Gene Ontology annotation, molecular function: ubiquitin protein ligase activity. The record is from RefSeq and is a predicted model, not a curated record. NCBI's taxonomy places the organism in Eukaryota, Viridiplantae, Streptophyta, Magnoliopsida, Asterales, Asteraceae. Gene Ontology annotation, biological process: protein ubiquitination.
CACAUCUCACGGCACGCUGCCAUAACAUAACCGUCUCUUCUACUCUCUUUCCAUCCAUCGUCACCAUCAACACAACUUUCUUUCACCUUCAACCUUAUCUCUACGUCACCGUGUUUCCACCUACUACUCCACCUCAAAUAUCGAUUUGCAGAGAUUAAAAGUUUCUAUAAAUUCGUAUAUAUAUACCUAUCUGUGAAUUCAUCAAAAUCCCCAACAGUUUGAUCUGGGUAAUUGAGAAAAGCUCCAACUUAUUAUCAUGGGGUUCCCAGUUGGGUACACAGAGCUCUUCCUCCCCAAACUUCUAAUCCAUGUCCUAACAUUUAUGGGCUUAAUUCGUAAGCUCAUUUCCACCAUUUUUCAGAUCAUGGGUCUCGGGGAUUUCUUGGAACCCGAGUUUUCCAUCGACCCGACCCGGAUUGAUUCGUUUAAUCAGUUCCGGUCAGUGUCCGCUGUACUCAUCCGUGAGAUUCUUCCGGUGGUGAAAUUUUCAGAGCUUGUAGAUCCACCGGAGAGCUGUGCUGUAUGCCUGUAUGAGUUUGACGACGGAGACGAGAUCCGGCAGUUAUCGAACUGCCGGCAUGUAUUCCACCGGUGCUGUCUGGACCGGUGGAUGGACCAUGAUCAGAAAACUUGCCCGCUUUGCCGGACUCCGUUAAUCCCCGACGAUUUGCAAGAUUCGUUUAAUGAGAGGUUGUGGGCAGCUUCCGGUAUCGCCGAGUACUACGGCGACCUGUCGGUGGUCAGUAAUUAAGUGACGCUGAUGACCUGAACAGUGGAUUAAAAUUAUUAAUUUUUUUUUUUCAUUUUAUAACGUUAUUAGAGAAUGGCCGGUGAUAGAAUGUACGUAAUAUGCAUGUCUAUGUACAUAUAAUUAGCAUUUAGCAACACGAAGUGUCACAUUGUUUUUGGAAAAUUGAAGUUUGAUGAAAAUUUGAGUUAUUUUCUAA